CAUGUGCAGCUGCCACGCCGUCAAUGAUUGUAUCUACCCAAGGACUGCACUUUCUAUCAUCGUAGAUCAAGACAACAGAGAAUCAGCCGUUGCACGAAAACAUUGACUUGGUAGACUUUGAGGGUUUGAAUACGCUGCCAGAACAUCACCAGCCAUGUCGUCCCGACUCUCUACCCGUGUCAGUAUACGCUGGGUGCCUGGAGAGCCGUCGGAGCCCACAGACACGUUGGUCAUGAGUGUAGGCGGCUGGUAUGUCGAUCUUCGUAUUACAAAGUCGGAUGGAUCUAUCGACUGGGCGAUGGCUGGAGAGAGACUCAUCUUGUCUCAAGAGCCUCUCACUUGCCAAUGGACGCAUUGGAUCGAUUCGAGGGGAUACACGGAACCUGAUGUAGGUAGCUUCAAGCCUGGGUCAGAAGCCACGGACAGCGUCGAGACGGGGAGCAUGGUAAAUCCCGAAACCAACCAGUUGACUCCAUAUGAAGAAGUCUGGAGGACCUUAUCUGCAUCAUCUACCGACACCUUUGCCUUUGCAUGGAUACUUCGUAGCACGGACGGAAAGACAUUUCUUGGGAGAGUGGGAGGUGACUUCUUGGGCUUGAAGGGAGGGGAAGAAGGGCCGGUAGGAGCGAAGGGAUUCUGCGCGAGGAGAGAGAAAUGGGAUCAAGGACGAGCUUGCUGGAACACCGAGCAUGAGGCCGGAAACAUGACGAGAAUUGAUAGUCUACCCAAAAUGGCGCAGGGCAAGGACUUCGAGUGGGAACCAAGCUGCAAGAUAGGUGACACUGUCGACGCGUUCGGAGGCAAAUAUGUUGUCUGUGCGAUCGAAAAGCUUGCUUGAAGGGUCCGACUACGAAUCUUUCUUGUCGAAAAUACAACAAGUAGUUGAUAGUCCGUGGUCGUCACCGUUACAAAGGUGGGCAAGGUGUGUUUA
Messenger RNA from Exophiala oligosperma, 931 nucleotides. RefSeq lists its product as uncharacterized. NCBI's taxonomy places the organism in Eukaryota, Fungi, Ascomycota, Eurotiomycetes, Chaetothyriales, Herpotrichiellaceae. The coding region runs from base 155 to 838 and encodes 227 amino acids. The record is from RefSeq and is a predicted model, not a curated record. The transcript has 2 exons.